AUGGUUCCCUCGUUACGGUACCCACUGCCAUUUUUGGUAAAAGGAGUAAUUGCACAGGCAUUGUGUUCUCCUUGGGAGUUGUGGAUAAACUUUGGUAUCAAAGGUGCUGAAGCCCGAUUAUUGCGCCAGGCUUUCGUCUG
Molecule: messenger RNA, 140 nt
Organism: Acaulospora morrowiae
Lineage: Eukaryota; Fungi; Glomeromycota; Glomeromycetes; Diversisporales; Acaulosporaceae
Source: the annotation of a GenBank genome assembly